Molecule: messenger RNA, 191 nt
Organism: Acaulospora morrowiae
Lineage: Eukaryota; Fungi; Glomeromycota; Glomeromycetes; Diversisporales; Acaulosporaceae
Source: the annotation of a GenBank genome assembly
AUGUCCCAGUUGUCACCAGAUGAUGGAGAUAUUAUUAGUCUAUAUAAAAAUGCAUGUGAUGCGGAAGUAGGUGCUAUCAAAGCUAAUCAAGAAGAAACAUUACGUUGGUGUUUCUAUGCUAGAAAAUUCAAAAGCAUGUAUAAAGAUUUUAUGGUCAACAAUAAAAUCGGGAAAAGAAGGCAAAAGGUCAG